Molecule: messenger RNA, 522 nt
Organism: Staurois parvus
Lineage: Eukaryota; Metazoa; Chordata; Amphibia; Anura; Ranidae
Source: the annotation of a GenBank genome assembly
AACGACAGGUCUCAGGCCCCCAGGCGGGGGCGGCGGGCACCGAGUCACCAGGCACAAACCGUGGGGCUCCGAGUCAACUGGUAUGACCGCGGGCACUGGGUCAGACAUUGGAUCGUCUGGCUGGACAGCGGGCACUGGUCACCAGGCAUCAGGUCAUUUGGCUCGACAGCGGGCACCGCGUCAUCUGGCAAGGCAGUGGGCUCCGAGUCAACAGGCACGACAGUGAGCACCGGGUCAUUUGGCUCGACAGCGGGCACCGGAUCAGGUACCGGAUCAUCUGGAUCAACAGCGGGCAUCGAGUCAACUGGCCUAAUAGGAUCGUCAGGCUGGAUCAUUCAUCAUGCUGGGUAGAGGCUUCAGGCUGAAUGCCGGCGUCCGGCUGAGUAGAGGCUUCAGGCCGAGAGUAGAGGCUUCAGGCCGAGUAGAGGCUUCAGGCCGAGUAGAGGCUUCAGGCCGAGUAGAGGCUUCAGGCCGAGUAGAGGCAUCAGGCCGAGUAGAGGCUUCAGGCCGAGUAGAGGCUUC